UUUGGGAUUCUGCCGCUUUCAGACCAAAACCUUGAGGAUUCAGCCAUGGAAGACCAAGAACCAAGUGGUCUUGAUAGCCAAGAGAGAAUGCCUGAAAACAGGAAGCGGUACAGUGAGAUUUUCCGGAGUCUGGAUGCCAUAGAAAUCUCCAUUGGAAAUUCGACYGCUGAUAUGUUCAUCGGUGAUUUGGAUGGCACUGACCACACAGACUUGACCCCAGAAAGAGAGAUCAUCCCGCCGAGUGAAGGUUCCUGUGAGAGCAAAAGCCGUUCAGAGAGGCAAGUGCAGACAGAUCUAACAGUUGAGGAGGCAGAUGAAUUGCUGAGAAAAUGUGAAGGUGGCAUCGACGCAGCGCUUGAAUACGCCAAAAUGUGGUGUAAAUAUGUAAAAGAGCUUCUUAGCUGGAUGGAGAAACGUCUGAAUUACGAAACAGACUUUGCCAAAGGGAUUGUGAAGAUAGCGGAAUCAGGAAGGAAUGCAAUCACCCACCAGUCCAGCAUGCCUCUGCGGGCCCUCUACACGAUGCUCCUGGAGCAGGACAUUGCAGUGGGAAACGCAGCUACUGAGACUGUAGGACUGCUUCAGCAGAAAGAGUUCUACCAGCCCCUGUCAGCCAAGAAGAAUGAAAUCGAGAAGUGGAGGAAGGAGUUCAAAGACCAGUGGUUAAAGGAGCAGAAGAGGAUGAAUGACUCCCUGUCGUCCCUGCGCAAGUGCCGGCUGCAGUACGCGCAGCGCUGCGAGGAGCUGGAGAAGGCGAAGCAGCUGAGCGCCAAGGCGGAGGACGGGCAGCCGGGCGCGGGCGGCGCGCAGCCCGGCAGCGCCAGCAAGCAGCUGGARAGGCGGCGCCGCUCCUGCGAGGAGGCGCAGGCCAAGGUUCAAGAAACAGAAGCUUUGUACAGGAUGUGCAUCGGUGAGGCCAACUUCCGACGACAGGAGCUGGAGAAAGUGCGCGCCCGGAUCGUCUCCCACAUUCGGAAGCUCAUUUACCAAGGAGAUGAGGUGCUGACAUGGGUUACAUUAAGGAUGUUCAAGCAGCGGCAGAGUCAGGCGGAGCAGAUUCCAGUGGGUUACCAGCAUCUCACUGAGGUCUGCAGGCCUUACAAAGUCGGGGAGAAAUACCUGGAAUUCAUUCAGGCUCUGCCAAAGAAGGAAGUUCAGAUGGAGGUGUUUGAAUUUGAGCCACUUGUUUCUGGGGGGCAGAGGGCCUCCUCGAGCGGCAAGAAGCAGCAGACCCUGCCCUACCCCGGAGCCUCCUGGGUGCCCAAGGACACAAGUGCUCCAGAACACGCAGCACGAAGGCAGCUCUCCCCAGAGGGUGAACAGAGCAUCAGCAAGUCCCUCUGCAGCGACACAGAAAGCCUCGGUGGCAGCUGCGAAUCCCAGUCUCUGGACUCUCCCAAUUCCAGCCCAGGCAAUUCUAGCAGGAAGCUGCUAAAAGCUCCAUCCACUGGCACCAUGUCCUCCUCUGAUGAUUUUGAAGAGAGGGAUUCGUUGCAAACUUCGGAAAACGAGAAUGGGAUGUACCAGCAGCAGUUCAGGAACCUCCUGCUCUCCGGCGCAGCGCAGAGCCACCGGCUCAGGAAGCUCCGGGGUCCCUCCAAGUGCAGGGAAUGCGACACCUUCAUGGUCAACGGCUUCGAGUGUGAGGAGUGCUACCUGGCCUGCCACAAGAAGUGCCUGGAGAGCCUGGUGAUCACCUGUGGCCACAAGAAGCUGCCCACGCGGGUGCCRCUCUUUGGCAUUGACUUCACGCAAGUGCCCCGAGACUUCCCGGAGGAGGUUCCCUUCCUCGUGGUGAAAUGCACCUCCGAAAUCGAGGCUCGUGCCCUCGGCGUGCAGGGGAUCUAUCGGAUUAGCGGAUCCAAGGCGCGCGUGGAAAAGCUGUGCCAGGCCUUUGAGAACGGCAGGAACCUGGUGGACCUCUCCGAGCACUCGCCCCAUGAUAUCACUGGCGUCCUGAAGCAUUUCCUGAAGGAACUUUCAGGGCCCGUGGUGCUCUACCAGCUCUACGACGAGCUCAUCGCCCUCGCCAAAGACUUGCAAAAACCCAGCGAGGAAAAGGCGGACUCGGCCGGCUUCCCUCCGGAUCCCAUCCAGGGCAUGAAGGACUUGCUGAGCAGGUUGCCUGGAAGCAACUACAACACCCUGCGGCACCUUAUCGCCCACCUGUACAGGGUGGCAGAGAAAUACGAAGAGAACAAGAUGUCCCCCAACAACCUGGGCAUAAUAUUUGGGCCAACCUUGAUCCGGCCGUGCUCGGGGAGYGACGUCUCCAUGGCGUGCCUCGUGGACUCCGGCUACCAAGCGCAGACCGUGGAGUUCCUCAUCCAGAACUACGAAAGGGUGUUCGGGAUGGAGGACCUGCCUGCGUCCUCGGCCCCCACGGGUGAAAAUCCUCCGCACGAGGCGUCCACGGAGAAGGAUGAAGGAUAUGGGAAUGCAGACAAAGUCCAGAAUGUGACUUUAGAGAAUUUCUCCUGCAAGCAUGAUUUAAACGAGGACUGUGUGUCCGAUAACUCAUCUUUCAGGGAAGCCAUCGACGAGCUGACUCUGGAAAGAGCCCCCAGUCCAUUAAGCACACAUGCCCCAGAGAUGAAGAGAAGUUUCGACUCUGAGCUGGAGAGCCUGGAGGACCCUGUGCAGGAAAAGACAGAGAGGGAUUUGGAGCCGGUCGCAGGGACGCAGCCCAGGGGCCAUUUCAGCCGCCAGCCGGUAAAAUACCUCCGAACACCGGCAAAAAUGAAACCCGUCAUUCCCAAGAGCUCCGGCUUGGCCCUGAGAGCCAGCCCUUCACCCAGCACGCCAGGAGAGCCCGGGGCAGAAGGCAGCCCUAAGGAGAGCAGCUCUGCAGCAAAGGAGACCGUGGAGGGGAGCAGGGGGARCAGGACCAGCUCCCCGGAGCUCCGUGCCCUCAAGGGCCGCCYGGCUGGGAAGCAGCAACUCCGGCAUUUGGAGAUGACACAGGAGACGGCCAGGAUCGUCUCCAAGCUCAGGGGGGACAACGCUCGGUAG
Nothoprocta perdicaria is the source of this 3012-nucleotide messenger RNA. RefSeq names its product GEM interacting protein (gene GMIP). Gene Ontology annotation, biological process: signal transduction; negative regulation of GTPase activity; activation of GTPase activity. Gene Ontology annotation, cellular component: plasma membrane. Bases 46 to 3012 code for a protein of 988 amino acids. The record is from RefSeq and is a predicted model, not a curated record. Gene Ontology annotation, molecular function: GTPase activator activity. The transcript has 21 exons. Lineage: Eukaryota; Metazoa; Chordata; Aves; Tinamiformes; Tinamidae.